AUGCAUGCAGGGUUCAGACGGAAGGAAUUCCGUGGCAAACUGGCCAUUGCGAUCACGGCGAACUUUAUCAAUCGACACACGGAAGCCGAGGCCCGCGUGGAGGAGAUCAGCGGUGUGGCGUUCAUCUUUAAUCAGAAAUUCUUUAAAGAUCUCAAUGCCGACACCGGGAUUGACCUCGAGAACAUCGUGUACUACAAGGAUGAAACGCACUAUUUCGUCAUGACGGCGAAAAAACACAGCUUGAUCUCAAAGGGCGUCAUUCAGCGGGAUUACCCAGAUACUGCCUUGCUAUUGGCGCCUGAGAAUGUGGACCGGGAAGCGUUAUUGGGUUACGCACGCGAAGCAGCUGACUUUUCAACGAACUACCAACUGCCAAACUUGGAAUUUGCCGUGAACCAUUUUGGGCAACCCGACGUGGCAAUGUUCGACUUCACAUCGAUGUAUGCUGCGGAGAACGCGUGCAGAGUUGUGGAACGACGUGGGCACAAAUUACUCAUGGCGCUCGUGGGGGAUAGUCUUCUUGAGCCAUUCUGGCCGACUGGGUCCGGCUGUGCACGUGGCUUUCUGGGCGCUUUCGACGCCGUGUGGAUGAUGAUCUCAUGGGCGGAUGAUGCGAAGACGGCUCUUCAGGCGAUGGCGGAGAGGGAAACAAUUUACCGGCUUCUCGCUCAAACGACUCCGGAAAACUUGUCCAAAGAUCUCAACUCGUAUUCGCUCGACCCGUCGAGUAGGUAUCCAAAUUUUGUGAAGAAUAGCGUGCUUCCGUUUCAAGUCCGACACCUGUACGGCACGGAUAAUCCCGAUGCCCUCACGAUUAUCAAUGCCCCCGCCGUGAUUGAAGCGCCGAGGAAGAAACGCAGGCGUGAUACGAUAGCUAACGACAAAGAUCGUGUUACAGAUUCUGUGGUUCAUCCGAAUGCGUUACUGGAGUGGCUGAAGAAACAAGUGGAGCCGUAUGGGGACAUCUUGACACGUUUGCGGUUUGAUGAGGUGAAAACGGCAAACAUUUUAUUUUUAUGUCGCCUUCUCGUGGCACAUAGUUAUCGUCCGAACUUGGUCAAUGUCCGGAAUCUGGACCCGGAGAAUGCAGCUGGCAAUAAUCAGCUGGCGUUUGAUUUGCUUGAGGACGAGAUGGGAAUCCCACCUGUGAUGACUGGAGCCGAAAUGGCGAAGUGUGACGUGCCUGACAAAUUGACUAUGGUUUCCUACUUGUCUCAAGUUUAUGAGUCCUUCCGACGAGAAAUUCCUCACGUUGUUCGUUCGCUGGAGUUGCUGCGUGGUUGGGACUCGGGAGGGCGCGAGGUCAGACUUGCAGACAAGGUGCCCGAAAUGGAGGACUUCACGCUGUUCUUGUAUCGAAAAACAGCGACAGACUUUGAGGACCGAGUCCGCGAUCUUGAAUCGAAGCUCUUCUAUCCCGAUCGAGAAGCGCGGAGGUCGAGGGCAAAUGCUUAUGCUAAGACGACUGAAGACGAUGUGGCUGUGCUUGAUGCCAAGGUCCGACACCUGGAAUCAAAGCUUAUGUCGCCGACGAGGAAUCGGGCGCAGAAACCAAAGGACUUGGUGCGUGCUAUCGGGAAGCUCGAGCCCGACGAUUGGAACGUUAAAAAAAUUCAGAACAAGAUUGACGAUCAGAAAAAAGUCCCAAUUUUGUGUUCCGCUGAAGAGGAAAGAAAGGUGCCAAAGUGGACGAAGGAAAUCUUCCAGGAAAAGUCGCCGACGAGGAAUCGGGCGCAGAAACCAAAGGACUUGGUGCGUGCUAUCGGGAAGCUCGAGCCCGACGAUUGGAACGUUAAAAAAAUUCAGAACAAGAUUGACGAUCAGAAAAAAGUCCCAAUUUUGUGUUCCGCUGAAGAGGAAAGAAAGGUGCCAAAGUGGACGAAGGAAAUCUUCCAGGAAAAGUUGGUUAAAGCGAAGAAGAAAGUUGCUGGUGAUAGCUCGGAAGAUUCUGGGUCGAGUGGCAAAAAUCCGCGAUGUCCUCCACAAUUUGAUUCCCAGCUGAAAUUGUUGGAAAAGAAACUUCGAGAAGGAUCGACGAUGGAAGUUGGUCAACGCGGUGCUAACAAAGUUUCUGCCAUGGCUGAACAACUGGCGUCUAAGCUCGACCACAAAGCAGCGAAAGACCCGAAACCACUUCAGCGAAGCAAUUCGAAAACCGGACUGGUUUUCUCUGUGCCGAAGUCCGACUCCGAGAAGUGUCACUUCUGUGGCAAAAGAGUUUAUUUGAUGGAGCGCCAUUCAACGGAAGGGCGGUUCUUCCACAGAGGCUGUUUCCGUUGCGAGUAUUGCGGCACGGUGCUGCGACUAGGAAACUACGGAUUCGAGCGCGAUGAUACUGGUGGUCCGGGGAGAUUCAUGUGCAUGCAACAUUAUCUCUACGGUCCUCCUGGUGCUUCCACGGGUCUCAAACGGAAUUGGAAGCGGAAGGCCGACGAAAUCGAAACGCUUGCCAAGGAAAACUUUCCACCCGAGAUUUACGUACGCAAGUCCGAGAAAGCCGACGAGAUCCUGGGAACUGGCAUCAUCAAUUCGAAAACCGGACUGGUUUUCUCUGUGCCGAAGUCCGACUCCGAGAAGUGUCACUUCUGUGGCAAAAGAGUUUAUUUGAUGGAGCGCCAUUCAACGGAAGGGCGGUUCUUCCACAGAGGCUGUUUCCGUUGCGAGUAUUGCGGCACGGUGCUGCGACUAGGAAACUACGGAUUCGAGCGCGAUGAUACUGGUGGUCCGGGGAGAUUCAUGUGCAUGCAACAUUAUCUCUACGGUCCUCCUGGUGCUUCCACGGGUCUCAAACGGAAUUGGAAGCGGAAGGCCGACGAAAUCGAAACGCUUGCCAAGGAAAACUUUCCACCCGAGAUUUACGUACGCAAGUCCGAGAAAGCCGACGAGAUCCUGGGAACUGGCAUCAUCGUUCCUCCGUCAGUGCCGUCGUCAUCGGAUCUUGUUGAACGUGUUGAUGGUGGCGGUGCGGGUGAGACGCCGCCUGCAGUGGCUCAGGCGCCAGCCGUAGUGGCUGUGCGGAAAAGUGAUCCUCGGCGACUCCAUCGUGUCACCACGCCUGAAAGGAUCGAGUUUGAGAAUUCGAUUUUCGUCCCGGAAGCACCGUCGUUUCAUGGGGCUUCCGAAGAGGAGUUAUCCGAAAUGGACGAGGACGAGUGGACUGACAGAAACUUCGGGCAGGCGACGGCGACCGAAGAAGAAGAAAUGAACAUGGACGAUUCCGACUCGGAAUUCAGUGACGAAGACGUCGAGCAGAUGAAUGCCGCAGAUCAAAUCGCGAUCGAAGAAAGUAUGGAAGAACCCCUGAGUGCGGAUCGGACGCGAAAAUUAGCCCAGUCUUGGCAGCGUCGCCAUUCCGAACCUGACGUGCUCGAGGAGGAAGACGUUGACGAGGAGCAUGAAGAGGAAGAAGAAGAGGAGGACGAGGUGGAAGAAGCGGUUGCGGAAUCCGAAGAGGAAGUUGUGGAGAACCUCAUCGAGGACGAAAUUUUUGAGAAGCCUAAGGAUAAACCUGGGACAGUCCAGGCGUUGCCGGUGACCACGGUUGACGAAGAGGACGAUACGGCUACACCCGACGUUUGCAAAGGCUUGAAGGAUGAUGGCAAAGAAGAAUCGGCGUCUUCGUCGCUGUCGGAGACGUCCGGAACAAGCGGAUCCGACGGCGAUUCGAGCGACGACGAAGGCACAAGCACGGACAUUGAAACCGAUUCCGAGCUCGAGCGCAACACAGAGCAGCGUCAACGAACUCGGAGAUUACGCGCCUUGCCCAAGGAACCCAUUAUACGGGUCCAUUGUAAAAUCAAUGGCAAUGACGCCGGUUCUUCGCAGAGCGGCAACGUGUCGAAAUUUACCACGCCGUCCCCGCGACGCACUUCUGGGGACAUUCGGACGGCCGUCGAAAAACGGAAGUCUCCUUCGCCUGAACACAAGCCCUUGGCGCCGUUGCCGCUCGAGUCCUUGGCCCCACGUCAUUCUGCGAGUACUACUCAAAUGCCGAGCUUGCUGAAGUUGCCGGUGUACGAGUCGUCGCGGUUGUCUGACCCAAGGAAGUAUCCGACGUCGUCUUUCAAGCUCUUGUCCAGCGACAAUAUUCCGAAUAGAAUUUCUGCGGAGAUUAAAAGAGAAGAAGCAGAGGAGAAAGACGAAAAAGAGCAAAAACUGGAUGCGGAAAAUUUGAACGGAAUGGAAGAAGAAAUGGAUGCUGAGGUUGACGAAGAGGAGGAAGAAGAUGAAGAGGAUGAUGUGGAAGACAUCCUCAAUCAAGCAAUGAAUGAAUCGGACAUGACAAACAUGAUCCCUGCUGACGAUGAUGACCCGAAACUGGCAUCGCAAACCCUGGAUGUGACGACAGCUGACGGGAUUGACGAAGAGUUUGAUAAGCUCAUCGCCGAGGAAGAGAAUCUCGAUGUUGCAAUUCAAAAUUUUACAUUCAUCGUCGAAGGUGGAAUUAUCCCGGAAAAAUGCGAGUCCUUGAAAGAGAUCCCGGAAACGCAAGAGAAGUCUGAAAUCGGCGACCUUGCUUCUCGUUUCGGCAACGACCUGGAUUCGCUGGAAUUCAUGGACGCCAACUUAUCUGUGGCUUCUCCGGUUCCGGUGCCGAAGGCUGAGUUUGAAGAAGAUUUUUCCAUUCGCGAGCCAAUCAUUGAAGCUGUGAAUUUGCACGUCAACACUGUCAUGAUAACUUCCCCGAUUUCUAGUCCGGAAACCGAAGGUCCUGACAGUCACACUAGUCUUAACAGCGACGAGAUUCAAGAGCUUCGAGAGCAAGCCUCAAACAAAGACGUGAAACACACGUUGACGAUUCAAGUUCCUUCCGAAGAUGAUGUGGAGUUGGACGAGAAGACCAACUGGUUUUCCAAGCAGAGUCCCUUUGGCUGCAUUAGGGAUUCGAUUCACGUCCGGAAGUCAAAUUUGAAACGCAGUCCUCCGAAAACGGGACCAUCGCCUCCUCCGGAAAUUUCUAAAUCCGGUUUAAAAAUGUUCUCGCUUCCUGUAUCGUCGGCUAUUCAAACAUUAAUGCAAGCAGGAACGACGAAACUUCGUGAUGCCGUGCAAUCUCCGAUGAAUCCCAUGAACAAUGCUGCAACUACUGUCACAGUGCCGCAAACGAAAGAUGAUAUGGAGCCUGAAAUUGUUACUCCGGAGUCAAGAGAACGAGAAGCUCUCGAGCGGGUCAUCAAAGAUCGCGAGAGACAAAAGAAUCUUGUCCACGACCUGGUUUUGUCGAAGAUCAAGAGCCCCGAGAACCGAAAAGAUAAGAAGCUCAACAAGUCAAGUCCAUCAUUUAUUAGCCAAGAAUCCUUGUCUACUGAAAUGACGGCGGCGAAUUCUCCUGGGAUGAAAGCCGUGGUGAGUGAGACGAAUUUAUCUCCGAGAAAGAUCUCGGCACCGACGCCGUCGACGACGAUCUCGCCUGACGAAUUCUACACGCCGCUGACGAGCUUUCGUCCGUUGCGACGACCGCUGUCGAUGGCAAUUCCGGAGUCGGAAGUGUCGAGUGGACUCUUACCGGACACGCCUCUGACGAAGCCGGAUGUUUUCACGCUGAAGUCGAUCGGGAAGACGUUAUUUUCUACUCCGGAUCUAACGGAGUGGGGAGACCUGAGGAAUCAGCGCACUGCGGAGCACGAGCGGGCGCGGCAAAGUAUUCGGGAUCAGUUGAAGGUCAAGUCGAAUGUCGAGCUUGGUCUGAGUCCCCCGGGCUCGGUGGAAGGUUUCAAACUGAAGCGACGCAAUGUAGACGACCCGAAACUGACGCAGUUGAAGGAAAUGCAAGAAGAUCGAAUUUCAAAGCGUGAAAUGCUGGAAAAAAUGUCUGUUUUCACGCCCACUGGGAUGGGGGCUCGUUCGUGUCCCACAUCCCCGGAAAAAUCAGCUGCUCGCCGUACCGCGGAAUUCUCUCCGCCCAGUUCGAGAAUAUCUUCUCCGGAUCCCUGCACUUCUGCCCCUGCGAGUUCCACGGACAAGAAGAAGAAAUCCAAGGAUCGCGAACGCCGGCGAAGUAUCAUCCAACUAGUCCAGGGUCUUUUCCAUCGCUCUGCAGCGGAAAAGCAAGACAAGGAAAAGCACUCCGAACCCCCGACUCCGGACGAGCCUAAGGCUGCUUCCCCGCCUAUACGUAGUCCUAAGCUAAAGGAACGCGCGUCUCCGUUCCGGCUCAAAAACAAAGAGAAGCAGAAGGAGAAGAAGAACAAGAAGAAGACAUCAACCACUCCGCAAUCUCCGUCCUCGCCGAUUAAUGAAGGCAUGAAAGCAUUGUCAUUGGGGGAAAAGUCCCUGACGCCCGGAGAAGACGAGUCGAACGCGGAUGACGAUGACCCGCUGGCGUUGUUGAGCGGCAGCGGAACAUUGACGCGGAGACAAGAGAAGUUGGCUAAGAGAUUGUCGAGGCAAGCGGAGUUGAAGCGGCUGCGAAUGGCGCAAGAGAUCCAGCGACAGCUGGAAGAGUUGGAAGUGAAGCAGAAAGAGUUGGAGGAAAGGGGUGUUGCUGUCGAGAAAGCGCUCAGGGGAGAAGGAAAUGAGACGGACAACAACAAAGAGGAGACAGAAUUGAUGGGUGAGUGGUUCGCGUUGGUGCAUGAAAAAACGCGACUGGGAAGAUAUGAGCAAGAGCUUUUGGUGAGAGCCAAGGAACUAGAGUUGGAAGACCGCCAGGCCAGAUUGCAACAGGAUCUCCGGGAACGACUCACUGUUGAUGAUGAGAUGAAAACUAAGGACGACAUCGAAGCAGAGCGAGAGAUCCUGAACGAGAUGAUGGAGAUUGUGGAACAAAGGGAUACUUUGUUGGACAUGAUGGAGGAGGACAGGCUGAGGUACAGGAGUUUGGGUCAUGCGAAGACGAGCCUUGAAGCUGGGCCGUGUGUCCGGCCUAAUGCCGGGUUCUGGGUCCUUGUUGCCUUGGGCGUGGUUGUGGUGUGCCUGUCGCAUGUUCUUGCCCCUCUUCUUGUCCAUGUCUCUCGCUGAUCCUGUGUACAGUUUGAUUUGCUCGUCGUUCGGUUUGUUCUUUCCGGAUCAGCCCUUCCAACCUCAUUUAGUUUUCUCUCUUCCUUUUAUUUUAUGUGAGAUGUACGUCGGACAUUUUCUUGGACUCAAUUUUUCUCCAACGUGAAUACUUGGAGGAUCCUAGGGACUAUUUUCGAGGGUAUUGUCGAGAUAAUAUUCUCUCGCGUCGUUUGUAAUACUCUCUUGUACUUCCUAAUUCGCAUGUCAAGCUAAGGUAAUCACAGUCGGCAGUUAGGUUUCAAAUAUUAUGUUAUUUUUUUUUCGGUUGACGACUACUCGGUUUAAAAUCCAGACUGUAUUUCCCGAGCAUCGCCCAUUUUAUGAGAGAAGAUGAUCGUUGUAAAUUAUGUCUGGAAAUUUAGAAGAUGCGAGGGAUGAUUCGCAUAUGGAGUCCAGAAAGUUAUUGUGUCCUACGAAGUUUGCAAUGACAUGAAAUCCGCAUAAUUUUUCUUUACCUUUACUGUACUGCGUUUCCACUUCAGAGAAAUUUUCUGGAAUUUUAACUAAAAUAUCUUUUGUGCAACUUUACUUCUAAUUAAACUUGCCUUGAAUCAUUUUUACUGCAUGGUCACUUUUUGGACGACCCACAUUUUAAAAUACCGACGUUGUUGUAUUGCAAAUAUAGUUGAGUCCUUUUUCUCCUGAGAAUUUUUCUUCGCUAGUUGGGUAAUGUUAUGCUUCACGGUAGUUCACACUUCACUGAGUAGAAGUGAACUUUCUCAUGCAACAAGAUCAUUGGGAUCAGAAAAAAAAAGCCAUCAUGAUGAAAAAUUCGUUUGGAGAAAAUUUCGAAUAACGCUUUUGCAUUGCAGUUGUGCUGGGACUUGCCUAAAUUCACUGUAAGCAAUAAUUCGCUAUGAAGAGAUUCGUGGUGCAAUAAUCAAACAAAAUUAUACUGCAUUAAUGCACUGCAGCAAUCUUUGAGAUUUCCUUCUGAUUCCAGGAAAAACUUCAUUAAUUUGUAAUCAUGUCCUAUGCAAUAAUAUUCUGCGCCUGACAAAUUUUUUGGUUUCGUUUUCCCAUAGUAGAUAGAGUUCACAUGUCUGAAAUUAUGUUUUGUGAAAUGAGUUGAAUUCGUAGCAGGGUUUCGUGAUUUCUGACAGCAGUUUCCGUAUUCAGAUUGGACGUUUUUCCGAAUGACGUUAGAGGUGGCUCGAUCGUGGUUGAUAUUGGCUUUUAACUUUUGAAUGGCCUUUAGGGCUGAAUGAUCUGGUUCCGAUUUUUGUCUCGGGUGCUUCGCAAAUUGUUCCUUAUUCUCGUAAAUUAAUCGACUGAAUCUGGGUGCAGGUACCGAGAGGAGGACAAGGACCUGGAGGCUGCAAUGUUAGCGAAGGGGCUGCAACUAACGCCGAUCAGGAAGGAGACGGGGGUCU
Notodromas monacha is the source of this 8372-nucleotide messenger RNA. The record is from the annotation of a GenBank genome assembly. NCBI's taxonomy places the organism in Eukaryota, Metazoa, Arthropoda, Ostracoda, Podocopida, Cyprididae.